This is a messenger RNA of Notodromas monacha, 1570 nucleotides long. NCBI's taxonomy places the organism in Eukaryota, Metazoa, Arthropoda, Ostracoda, Podocopida, Cyprididae. The record is from the annotation of a GenBank genome assembly.
UAUUUUUGUAUUAGGUGAUGGGAAGGCGUCGUCGAAAUUAUUUGUAAGAACUCGACGGCAAUUGUACACGGACGUCGCGUAUUGCUGCCAGUGUAGAUCGUGAAUUACGACAGAUUGACAAGUGCUGAGAACCAUGCCCAAUAAGGCGAAGAAGGCACGUACGGUGGCGAAAAAGAAGAUGAUUAGCUUGCGUGAUUCAAGAAUCAAGAAAGAGGAGCGGAAGAAGCCGAAGAUUAAAAUAGACAAGCUCGAGCUCAAAGUCAAUCAUGUGCCUCAAGUGUCGUCCGCACUUUUCUUCGAAUUCAAUUCUCAACUUGGGCCUCCUUUCCACGUGAUCGUUGACACGAAUUUCAUAAAUUUUUCUAUUAAGAACAAGUUAGACGUCGUCAAGUCCAUGAUGGACUGUCUAUACGCGAAAUGUAUCCCAUACAUCACCGACUGCGUCAUGGGAGAGUUGGAGAAACUGGGAGGCAAAUACCGUGUAGCUCUGAAAAUCGUCAAAGAUCAGCGGUUUGAACGAUUACCGUGUACUCACAAGGGCACAUAUGCUGACGAUUGCAUUGUUGAGCGCAUCAUGCAACAUAAAUGCUACAUAGUAGCUACCUGCGACAAGGAGUUACGUCGAAGAAUACGAAAGAUCCCCGGGGUGCCGAUCAUGUUUAUUUCUCACCAUCGUUACAACAUUGAAAGAAUGCCAGAUGCUUAUGGCGCUCCGAAAAUGAUGAGUGCCUUCCGAGAUUCAUUCAAGUACUACAGGAGUGGUAAAAUCGAAGAUUUGAUGAACUCUGUUGUGUGUUUCGAGAACCUAGCGUGGUCAAACCGCGACAUCGUUUUGCCCGCGAAUUUUGUAGAACGUUUCUCUCUACAUAAAGUGUUGAUAACCUUUACAAUUCCGGAGCAGCCGGACCUGAUUUGCAUAAAGUGCCCUUUCAAAGCCGAAGGAAUCCGUUAUUGGAUUGAGAAGUGUUUGAAGACCUACCCUUCGAUUGCGGAAUCGAAAUCAAAUCUUGAUGGACAGUUGAACGUGAGAGAAUCUUGGUGGGAACAUAGCAAAAGCCACCCAGAUGCCAGGAAGAAGCUCCGUUGGGUGACAAUGGGUUAUCAUCAUAAUUGGGACACCAAAGAAUAUGCAGAAGACAUGAAGGGAGAAUUUCCUUCAGAAAUGCGUGAAUUCUUCGUCAAUCUUGCGAAAAUCCUUGGAAAGGAAUUUGACCCACAAGCAGUCAUUGUUAAUUAUUAUCCCUUCGGUUCCAACUUGGGACCGCAUCGGGAUGAUUCUGAAAAAUAUUUCAACGCCCCCUUGUUUUCGAUGAGCAUCGGUCAAGGUGCAAUAUUUCUGAUUGGAGGUGAAACUAUGGAUGUCAAGCCCAUUCCGAUGCUCCUGAAUUGUGGAGAUAUUCUCGUGAUGGAUGGUUCAUCGCGUCUUGCUUAUCACGCUGUUCCACGCAUAAUUAAAACGGAAGAGGAACACUGGAAAAGAAAAGCCGAUGAAAGAUGGGUGAUGGAGUACGUGAGCUACUUGGAGAACCAUCGAAUUAACAUUAACGUUAGACAAGUUACUAAAGUUUGA